Molecule: messenger RNA, 1360 nt
Organism: Passer domesticus (house sparrow)
Lineage: Eukaryota; Metazoa; Chordata; Aves; Passeriformes; Passeridae
Gene: ITM2A
Product: integral membrane protein 2A
Exons: 6
Coding region: 77-832 (251 amino acids)
Biological process (GO): negative regulation of amyloid precursor protein biosynthetic process
Cellular component (GO): extracellular exosome; Golgi apparatus; plasma membrane
Molecular function (GO): amyloid-beta binding
Source: RefSeq, a predicted model, not a curated record
UGGCCACCGCAGACCCCGCCCCGCCCUCCGCGCUGUCCCCGCUGCCGCUCCGGGACGCGGCAGCAGCGCUGGCGCCAUGGUGAAGAUCGCCUUCAACUCGCCCUUCGCCCUCAAGGAUGAGCCCAAAAAGGAGGCGGCCGAGGCGCUUGUGGCCGACAAGGACCCAGAAGUUGCCACACACAGGGGUGAAAACUCAUCUGGAAGAUGUCUCUUGACUCUGCUGGGCCUGGCCUUCAUCUUGGCAGGGGUUGUUGUGGGUGGAGCCUGCAUCUACAAGUACUUCAUGCCAAAGCACAAGGUGUACCGUGGGGAGAUGUGCUACUUUGAGAACGAGGGCCGGGAGCGCGCGGUGGAGCCGUACUUCCUGCCCAUCGCCGAGGAGGCCGACAUCCGCGAGGACGACAACAUCGCCAUCAUCGACGUGCCCGUGCCCAAGUUCUCCGACAGCGACCCCGCCGCCAUCGUGCACGACUUCGACAGGCUUUUGACAGCGUAUCUCGACCUGCAGCUGGGGAACUGCUACGUGAUCCCGCUGAACACUUCCAUAGUCAUGCCUCCAAGGAAUCUGAUGGAUCUCUUCGCCAAGCUGGCGACUGGCUCUUACCUGCCCCAGACGUACCUGGUGCGUGAGGAGAUGGUGGUUACAGAGGAGAUCGAUAACGUCUCUGACCUGGGCAUCUUCAUCUACCAGCUCUGUGUGGGAAAAGAGACCUUCAGGCUUCAGCGCAGAGACCAAAUCACGGGUGUGCAGAAACGGGCAGCGGAGAACUGUCACUCAAUCAGACACUUUGAAAACUCCUUCGUGGUCGAGACAAAGAUCUGUCAGCAGUGAAAGGUGACAGAUGGCAGGUGACCAGGUCACACCUUCUCGGAGAAGUCAGCAUUAGACGUCGACUUCUGCAAUUAAACCGUGCAGUGAUAAUCAAAAGCCUUAUGCAUUUUCUGUGUAUUGCUUGUAUUUCAGAAGACAAAGUCACCAUUUCAGCUUUCGUUGAUCCUUGGUAUAACUUUUUAGUUGUCUCAUGUAAAACUUAAAUUUGAGUAAGGUUUUUUUAGAAGGCUAAUAUCAGUUUAUCUGUUGAAUGUGUUUGAUUUAGUGUAAUCUGGGAAUGGCAGAAAAAUAUAUAUAUAUAAAAAUGUUAACCAGUUCCUUGGCUGGAACCAGUUAUGUUCACCUUAACUUUCACAGAAUGAUUAAUAUUAAUAAUCUGUGGUUUGCACAUCUUGUGUAGUUCUGUAGAAUAGCUCUGCACUCCGUAUCCUGGCUCAAAAACCUUCCUGAUCUGGCUCAUUAAAGGUUUAUUUUAACGACCAUGUGUGCAGCAUGUAAAACCCAAGCUCAGUGAUCAGAAACCUUUAA